UUCACUUCUUUUCAGUUGUUAUCCAGAUUCUCUCUUGGUUAUAGGCUUGUUUUUAUUUGGAGGUCUAUUUUAUUCCAUCCAACCCCGUUUCUUUGGUUUCGUUUUAUUAAUUUCAUCGGCCCAUUCCCAGUUAAUGAUUUGCUCAGCGGAACCUCGUUUAAUGUUUUUAUUUUCGGGUCUGAUAUAUGGUCUAGGCCUCUUUGAAAUAUGCUUUUAAAAUACAACAAGUUUCAACAGCGGACGAAGCUGUCAGCCAGCGGCAAAGCGCAGAGAUCGACAGGAAAUGUGAAAGCAGCCAACGGGAAAGGCAAAGGACAGAGAAAAAAUAUCAAAGGUGUGGCCAAUAAGCGCAUUAAAUCAAUAGUCAAUAAAAGGGAUGAAGUUCCUUCUAUAACAGUCGAUCCUUGUGAUAAUUCAAAUGACUCCGGUUUGGGUUUUGAUCACCACCUGGAAUUUGCAGUCCCUAGGACAACACAAACAAGUUUCUUUGAACCAGAAUACUGCUGGACUGGAGAAACAAAACGGCAGAGGCUGGAUGUGAAAUUGGAAUGUGACAAUGCAAAUGACAAUUUUACUUUUACUCAAACAAGAAUUGUUCAGCCACCAGCAGUUGUCCCUAUCUGUCAAAGAGAGAGUAAAAACGUUUCUACUGGAAAAGGUAAACGUAAUGGUCAGCUCUUUGUCAGUCAGUCAGUUGGAGUCAGCAGAGAUGGCAAAGUUCAAUUGCAAAUCUUGUCUCAGCCUGAAAUGCAGCACAGGGCAAGAUACCAGACAGAAGGAAGCAGAGGAGCUGUUAAAGACAGGACGGGAAACAGUUUUCCCAUCGUCAAGCUAACAGGGUAUAACAAGCCAGCAACACUUGAAGUGUACAUUGGCACAGACCAAGGGCGUGUUGCUCCACACAUGUUUUACCAGGCAUGUCGAGUCUCUGGUAAAAACUCGACACCAUGUGUUGAGAAAAAAGUUAAUGGCACCGUGCUAAUAGAAAUAGAGUUAGAUCCUUCAAAAGACAUGAUCGCAACAUGCGAUUGUGUUGGGAUUUUAAAAGAGAGGAAUGUAGAUGUGGAGCACAGGUUUCCAGAAGAGAGUUCUGGGCGAAGCAAAAAGAAGUCUACACGUUGUCGUAUGGUGUUCAGAACAGUAAUCACUAAUGAUGACAACAUCCCGGAAACUCUUCAAGUUACAUCUCAACCUAUUAUCUGCACUCAACCUCCUGGUGUACCAGAAAUUUGUAAAAAGUCAUUGUCAUCUUGUCCUGCUGCUGGGGGACUUGAAUUAUUUAUCCUUGGAAAAAACUUUCUCAAAGACACAAAAGUAGUUUUUUCCGAAGGAGAGUUUGGAACUGACUCUUAUUGGGAAGCCUUUGUUCAACCUGAUAAGGAGUUUUUACAACAGUCUCACUUGGUAUGUGUUGUACCUGCUUACAGACAAGAACAUAUUAAAGAAUCUGUUGCAGUGAGAUUAAAUGUUAUUUCAAGUGAAAGGAGCAGUGAAGCGCAUACAUUUAUGUAUACUCCGAUUGGCACUUCACAUAUGCAAGCCCUUACUCAGGAGCCUAACAUUGUAAAUAGAGCUAUUGCUCCUACUAUUUCUUCAGUACCUGCAUUUCCGGGGCAAAACCUCCUUUUAGGAAUGCCCUUGAUGAUUCCUCCUAACCAUAUUUCAAUGGCUUCCCCGCCAUUUGUGGCAGAUGAUACGGCAAAAUGUAAAGAAGAGAAAGAUAUCCCACCAGUGAUGUUAAUGCCCCCACCGACUGUGCUUCCUUCAAGGCGAGGUUCACAGCCUAUGAUCAUAAGUGAGAGUUCUGUUGAAUUAAAAAGAGAAGCAGAAAGCCCAAGUCCCACACAAACGAUUCCUGUGACAGCCGAUCUUUCGACGUCGCAAACACCUUCAAUGGCUACACUUCGGAGAUUCGUGUCCACUCCGAACACACCGUUGCCAGCUCUGAGUGUUGAGACCUAUUUUUCAAGAAUUGAAAAUAAGCAAAUCGCUACAGAUACAAGUUCACCUCUCCAUCCUCAGAAGUCACCCACGAUAAACAUGAUCCUUUCUUCAAGAAAAAUAAGUCCCACUCUCAACAGUGUUUACACACCUCCGAUUUCCCAGCAAACUGUACUUUUACAGAAUGGAAUCGCCUCGGAUGAUAUUUUGAGACCUCAAACAUUACAAGAUCAAAUAACUGCAUCGAUCAUUGCCAACAGAGAACAGGAGGCAGCCAAACUGGAUGCUUUUGUAAAUUCAACUGCAGAAAACCACUUGAAUUCGCCUCAAUCUCUGGAAACUUCUCAACCGUCUGCAAUUCCAAAACAGGAAAUCAUCCUUAACGAUGUUUUAUCAGAUGUCACUCCAGUCCCAAUGCAAACGUCUCCUCUUAAUCUGAAUACAAAUGAGACUUUAUCGCCAUCUGCUCUUGUAUCAAUGAAACAUAUGGUUCCGAUGGAUAGCAAAAUUCCAUCUACAACUUUACCGAUUUGCACUCUUCCACAAUCUUCUCUUCCCAUAAAUACAGCAAUGCUGACAAACUCGCUUGUAAAUGAAUCUGGUGAUCUUAUUUUGAACCAGUCUUUCUCUUCAGGAAAGGAUAUUCGUACAGUAACCGAUACAAUCAGUAUAAAUGGUUCAUCUAUAUCUACCACAAACUUUAAUGAUGCAAAUGUCACUCAAGUGACAACCUCGCCAGAUUUAAUUAUGAAUGCUGUUGUCAAUGAUUUGUCUAACUGCCCUCAAUUUACCAGUGGGCAAGAACUACCUAUGCAGUCUUCAAUUAAAGAAUGUAUAGCCACUCAGAGCCAAUUGCAAGAUCCACUUAUUCUGCCUUCAGUUUUCCCAACAACAACCUCCGCAAACAAUAGCAGUAUUAAUAAUCCAAUGAACACUGAUUUUAUUGGAAGUCAGCCACUCAGAGAAAGCAGUCAGAGUUUAUCUAGUCCCUCUCAAUUCAGUGGAAAUCUUCUCAAUACAAAUUAUGUUCAAGAUGCAGUAAUCAGAAAUAAAGAAACAACCCAACAGGUGGAAAACAGUUUGUCUCCAAGGGCUGACAACAAAUUCACAUCGGAUAUUGUAUUUUCUCCUACAAAUGUCAACGAUAAUCUAAAUGUAACUUUGAAAACAACUCAGUCGAGUCCUCAGUUUACCCAGGACAUCGUAUUUACUUCGACACCAGAACUCCCUAUUGGAAGGGAAGCAAUUUCAGGGAUAGCCAACUCAGGUUUCCAAACUGUAACGGAAAAUGUUGAUAUUAAACCUGAAUUGUUUUCUUCAGAAUUGAACAAUUCCAGUUUUCAAGGCGGAAGAAACGGCCAAGAUCCGAUUCUCACCGGUACUCAGUCGUUAAACAUCACAAACACCAAACUAGAGCCAGAACAGACCACUUCGACGAAUACCUUCCAGUCUGAAGUGAUCCUCAACAGUUUUACAACCUCAGAUGGUCCUUCUGCAAUUUCGAUACAAAGGAAGAGCAUAGAUCAGCAUAUUCCUACCACUGUAAUAUCAGCCUCUCAAGUCAUUGAAAACAGAACUGCAGAAAUCCCAAAGGUAGUUCAAAAUGGGGGCACGGCCCAGGUGAAAAAAUGCGAAGAAGGGAUUCCACUUCCGCAGGAACUAACACAGAUGUCUGAACAUGAUCUGCUAAGCUAUAUAAACCCGAGCUGCUUUGACCAAGUUUGAAGGCGAGUCCAGCCAUGCUGAAAAUGUUAGACACCAUUAGUUUCUGCUUGUGUACAUUUUUGUAUUUACAUUUAUUUAAUUAAAUUAGUUAUUUAUUAAAUAUACAUUUAAUCUUUUGAUUGUGUAUUUGAUUUAUGCCAGUUGUAACUGAAUCAAAUAAUGUGAAGGACUGCUUCAAAAGAGGCUUUUUUCUUUUUUUAAAUGUGCAAUUUUAAAAACCAGAAAUUGUAAAGAAUAAUCAUUGAAUUUUUAUUACAUAUAUUCAGUAUUUAUAUUUUUUGAUAUUAUUACAGUGAUUUUGUGAUUGAGAACAAUGUACAAAUGAAUUUAAAAAAAGCAAAGCAUCACAUCACUUUCUAGGACCAAAAUUUUUUAAACAAUUCAAAGCAAAGUUUAUGAAAAGUAUUAAAACAUGAAUCCAUCUAGCAUCAAUAUUAUUUGGUCUUUGUGUACAAAAUUUAUUUAUCAAAUCUGUUAAGCAUUAAUGUAAUGAAUAUAUAAUAUUCAUAAAUAUAAAGUUUGUACUCCAAGAGAUAUUAAUGUCUUAGAAAUUUAUUUGCUCAUUUGUUUUAAAUUAUUUAUAAUUUAUGUAAAGAACAUUGUAUCUGUGUAGAUAAUUAUAUCUACCUUUGUUAAAAAUAUUUGAAUAUUAUUUUGUUGAAUUAUUUUUGUUUUAUUUUAGAGAUUUGAGAGGUAUAUAUUGCAUAUAUUUGUAUAUAAAAAUUCUGAGAAAGAAAAGAAAAUGAAAGAUAUUCUUAUAGAUUUUAUGUUAAAUUGAAAUUUGUUAUUAUUUGUAUACAUUCUCUUAACAAAGCGUUGGCACAGAUGAUUAUUAGAAAAAUAGUAUUUACCUUGGUAAAUUCUUUUUUACUUCUGUUUGUGAGCUAUAUGAAAUAUAGAUGUGUUGUUUAAAAUUGUA
Molecule: messenger RNA, 4585 nt
Organism: Cimex lectularius (bed bug)
Lineage: Eukaryota; Metazoa; Arthropoda; Insecta; Hemiptera; Cimicidae
Gene: NFAT
Product: nuclear factor of activated T-cells 5
Exons: 13
Coding region: 208-3666 (1152 amino acids)
Biological process (GO): regulation of transcription by RNA polymerase II
Cellular component (GO): transcription regulator complex
Molecular function (GO): transcription factor binding; DNA-binding transcription factor activity, RNA polymerase II-specific; RNA polymerase II cis-regulatory region sequence-specific DNA binding
Source: RefSeq, a predicted model, not a curated record